CAAGGUAUCACAAUUUAAAUAUCUGGGGUCCAUGAUAUCAUCGGAUGCCAAUAUUGAUGCUGACGUUACACAUCGAAUCAAUGUGGCUUGGCAGAAAUGGAGGAGUCUGACGGGAGUAUUAUGUGAUCCAAAGAUGCCAAUAAAGACCAAAGGAAAAGUCUACAAGACCGCAGUUAGACCAGCUCUAAUGUAUGGCUCUGAGUGCUGGGCAAUCAAAAAAGCUCAAGAGCAAAGAGUUCAUGUAAAUGAAAUGAAAAUGCUUAGAUGGGCGGCCGGCGUAACUAGACUUGAUAAAGUGCGCAAUGAGUACAUCAGAGGAAGUUUCAAGGUCGCUCCCAUCUCAGAGAAACUCACUGAACAGCGUCUAAGAUGGUAUGGACACGUAAUGAGGCGUGAAGAAAACCACGUAGUAAGGAGGGCACUAAACUUGCCAAAUAGAAGACGGGGUCUGGGACGUCCCCCCGCCACCUGGUGGUCUACCAUAUCAAAAGACAUGGAGAGAGCCCAAUUGAAUAAACAGACAACCCAGGAUAGACCAUCCUGGCGCAUGAGAACGAGGAGAGCCGACCCCAAAUAAAGGGAUAAGGCAAAGGAAGAAGAAGAAGAAGAAGAU
Messenger RNA from Colias croceus (clouded yellow), 613 nucleotides. RefSeq lists its product as uncharacterized. Lineage: Eukaryota; Metazoa; Arthropoda; Insecta; Lepidoptera; Pieridae. The record is from RefSeq and is a predicted model, not a curated record. The transcript has a single exon. The coding region runs from base 32 to 577 and encodes 181 amino acids.